This is a messenger RNA of Cololabis saira (Pacific saury), 4453 nucleotides long. RefSeq names its product stonustoxin subunit alpha-like. The record is from RefSeq and is a predicted model, not a curated record. Gene Ontology annotation, molecular function: protein binding. NCBI's taxonomy places the organism in Eukaryota, Metazoa, Chordata, Actinopteri, Beloniformes, Belonidae. The coding region runs from base 1 to 648 and encodes 215 amino acids. The transcript has 4 exons.
AUGAUGAACGAGGAGAAGGGCUCCACCAAGGCUGUCAGCCUGUCUGAUCACAGAGGAAGGCUGUGCUUCUCUGUGGAGCCUGCUGGACAACAAUGGUUGACACCAGGUCUGAGGAAGUAUUCCUGUCAACUCACCAUCGACACAAACACAGUCAACAACAACAUCAAACUGUCUGACAACAACAGGACGAUGAUGUAUGUGGAGGAGGAUCAGUCAUAUCCUGAUCAUCCAGACAGGUUUGAUUACAGGCCUCAGCUGCUGUGUAGAGAAGUUCUGACGGGUCGCUGUUACUGGGAGGUCCAGAGGAGAGGACAAGUUCCUGUAUCAGUGAGUUACAGAAGAAUCAGCAGGAAAGGAGGCUCUAAUGACUCUUGGUUUGGAUGGAACGAUCAUUCCUGGUGUCUGAACUGUUAUGAAGGUGGUCGGUACUCUGUGUAUCACAAUAACAGAGCAACAUCUUCCUCCUCUUCUUCAGUCUCUGACAGAGUAGCAGUGUAUGUGGACGUUCCUGCUGGAACUCUGUCCUUCUACAGCGUCUCCUCUGACAGACUGAUCCACAUCCACACCUUCAACACCACAUUCACUGAACCUCUCUAUGCCGCGUUUGGGUUCUGGCCCGGUUCUGGUUCUUCAGUGUCUCUGUGUUGAGUUCAUUCUCAACAGUCAGAGAAACUGUCUCUGUUGGACAGAUUGUUGAGUCUGUACAUGUCAUCCAUCCAUCCAUCCAUCCAUGCAUCCAUCCAUCCAUCCAUCCAUCCAUCCAUCCAUCCAUCCAUCCAUCUUCUGAUCCAGGUCCAGGUUGUGGGGUAGCAGCCCCAUCAAACUGGUCCAGACCUCCCUCUCCUUGGUCCCAGACCAACAGAUAAAAACUCUCAGUGAGUCCUGGUUCUACCGCGGGUCCUCGUCCCGGUUGGAUAUGCCUAAAACACCUCUCAAGUGAGGUGUCCAGGGGACAUCCUCAGUAGUUGUCCCAACCAUCUCUUUUCCUCUAGAGCUGGACGACCAGUGACUCUACUCUGAGUCUCCCCUCGAUGAUUAAACUUCUAUUGUUUAAUCUAAUUUCUUGAGUGAGCAAAUUUCACCCCACAUCUCCCACAAUACAAGCAGCAUUUAAAAUCUGUCCCCAGAGGGACAAACCCUCUGGACCACUGCUGCACAGUCAUGAAAGACGUUUCUUGCUCUGUCCCCCGUGCAGCUUCAGGACUCUUGAGUUAUUUCCUGCUAUAUACAGUAAAUACAGUUGAAACUGAACAUCAAUUCAGAUCAGUAUCUGCUGAUAGAGACUCUGUUUUCAUCCCUAAACUGUCUUCAUUCGACAUCUCACUGUUGCUGUCUUUUGUCCCUGAGUAGAAAAUGUUUUUCACACUGAUUUGCUGCAAUUCUCCAGUUGUAUUUGUCCAUUAAGGUGGAUCGUAGUAACCUACUGAAACCCUUAAAGGACUGUCUCAGGGACUUUAAAAUCUGGAUGAAGAUGAACUUUCUUAACCUUCAGAACCAUCAUCCUUUGUGACGUCACUGAUGGCAUCACCUGUUUCUGAUUAUGUGGUAUAGGGUUCUCUUUUAUGGUAUUUUAUGUAUUUUAUUUUCCCGUUUAAACAUGUUGUGGCUUGUUGGCUCAGUCGUAUGAUUCUCACUUACAGUGUCAGCGGUUCCAGGUUCAGUUCCCAGAAGAACCCACUGCUGGAUGUAACUUGUGGUUGUUUCCUAGAAGUAGCAAAGCUCCAGGACGGUAGAGUACUGAAACCAGGACUCUAUCUGAAGGCGGUUGAGUUUCCAACUCGCAUCUAUCAUGUGAUGUUUCACAUCAGACAGAUAACUGCUGUAAACGCCCAUCUUGACAGUCUCAACAGACAAAACUCAAUUCAAAUGUGUCUGAAUCUGAAUGGAUUGGUCGCUCAGAUGACAUGUCAAGUACUCGUUUGUGUCUCACCUCCCAGAAUGCUGGAAGUGGGGGUUUCUGAUGGUAGAUGGUGAUUUAGUUAGAUUAAGAACAAUGAAGAGAUUAUUGUUGUCUCAAUUUCCUCAGAGUUGUGACACAAAGAGGACGAAGUCUGUUAGCUGGUUUACAUUUUUUAUCAUUUAUACUCUGAAGACAAAACAAGGCAUUAAAGAACAAAAUCACACGUAAUUGAUAAUUAGACAGAAGCACAAAGACAUACGCGAUAGAGGGAGAGAUAGAUCACACCUCUUCCCUGACCAGGAACUGAACCCGGGUCGUGGUGGUGAAGGCACCAAAUCCUCACCAUGAGACGCCAAGUUGACAUGUGACGCUCUCUUGAAGGGAUUUCAGCUCACUGCUCAAAGUUCAGGGACUUGCAGAGAAUGUUAAGAGAGUGAUGUUCAGUCACUGUUUAUCUACAAUCCAGGUUCCUGUUAACAAGUAUAAGAAUAAUAGAUCUUCACUUUGAUGUUUGCGAUUUAUAACAUUUUUCAUUGUGAAGUCAUAAGUGACGUCACAAGGAUGACAAGAGCGCCCUUUAUGUUUACAUCAAAAUAAAAGUGCUGAUUUCUUAGUGUUUAUUUGGGGUCAGUGUUAUACAAUCUCAUUCAGAUGCAUUUCUGGUUUAAAUAAUCCCCAUUGAACAACUUCCAGUGAGUAGUGUUAGUGAAUAAAGUGCCUUGUUGAGUUUAGAAGAACGUUUCACUGCAGCUCUAAGCGCAGCUCGCACAGAGCCCUCAGGUACUCGGUGUUGUUUUCAUCGCAGUCCAGAGCUUUCUCAUAAAGAUCCUCGGCCAUCUUCUUGUGGCCUUCGGCUUUGGCCACCUGAGCCAACAGAGCGUACGCCUGGCCGUCGUCCUCAUCCUUGUUGAGACGGCGCUCUGCGAUCUGCUUUAGCAGAAAGAAAAAAAAAAAGAAACAUCUGCUCAGGGAACAACAAAGGACCCGUAGCAACUCUUAGCUCAGCGGCUCCCCCUACAGGCCUGGAGGAUUCAUUUUUACAACACCGCCUGAGGUGUCCCCCUGUUCCCUCAAACACAGACGGUAAAAACCAACGUGGUACAACAUCCCCUCCGCAGAGUUAUCAUGGACGUGAAAUCAAACAAUUGAGACCAAAACAGUUUUUUUGGACCAGUAAAUAUUAUGUUUAUUUCUACUCCUGAAGGUCGACCUGAGAUUUGUUUAUCUUGUCAGCACUUAGUGUUGCUGCAGCAGAAGUCCAUGUAAAACCUUCACUUCCUGUUAAUGUUUCUCCAACUAGAACUUGAGUCGUGACUCAGACAUAGAUUCCACAUCUGUAGUGACAUCUGGGAACGCUGGAACUCACCUUAGCGCCCUGUUUCCACUCCCACGUGUUUGGUGUUAUCUGGACAACCUGAGGAGGAGACAAAGCUGCAGUCAGAUCAACACUAUCUUCACAAGAAUAUCUCUCAUGCUGUGUGACAGCUUCACUUUCUCCUGGAGGUUGGCUGGAACACGCCCACCUGAGCUCAGUCACCACAACUAACUGCUUUAGUUUGGAUAACCACAUUGCUAACUAAUGCUAUUGCACCUUCAUUCAAAUCAAACGUGUCCAAACGUCCUCAUUUCAGAAACACGACAGAGCUGAAAUGAGGACAAUUGACUUGCGACCCUGGUGGUCAGUAGAGGAACUGCAGGGGUGGAUCCAGACUCUAGUGGUCAGUAGAGGAACUGCAGGUCUGGAUCGAGACUCUAGUGGACAUUGGCCUCAACCUGGAAGCUGAAACACUGCUUCAAGUGCUUCGUGGAUUAUUUGUUAAGACUUUGUUGUCUGUCAGUAGCGACGGCCUCUGAUUGGUCUGUUAAAGGAUUGAGACUGUUAGAAUAAUUGAACAUCAAGUGAUCUCAUUUUUACUCCAAUUGCUUUUACAUAUAAACUAAGCUUGUUUGGUGUGUGUGUACAACUUGACGAGCAACAUAUAUCAAGUUGAAGAUAAGAAGUUAUGUAUUUUAUUUUAUUUUAAAAGGAAAAGAACCAGGGACAGUACAUAUAAAUAAUAAAAUGUUCAUGUAAAUAUGCUAGAUUAUAGCCAGUGGCUAAUUUGCAUCUUUAGUCCCUGGAGAAGGUUGAUUUAAAAGAAACACAUACAUUACAUACAGUCCAAGAAAUGAUGACACACAGAAGUAAAAUACACUAAUAAAUACACAAUAGAAGAAAACACAAUCAAAUACACUAAGAUAUAAGAAUAAACAUACAAUAAAAUACACUAAGAUGUAAUAUGAGUUCAGACUUGAUUCUCUAGAAGCCAUGUUAAGUGUUUAAUGAAGGAGGUGAGGGUGGGAGUGUCUUGUAUGACAUUUGCCUAAAAGCACUUUUAAACGUGAAGAGUUGCAGCUGUGUGUUCCCUCUCCCUUAGAGCUGCAACUCGUAUUGUAACUAGGGACCACCCUAAGGAAAUAAAAAGAGAGGGGUCGGCAGAGUGCGCUUCAGAGCGGGAGAUUGUAACUGAACGUAGCAUCUCUGUCCGUUCUCCUUGCAGGUAAAAAAUCUAA